Molecule: messenger RNA, 1579 nt
Organism: Emericellopsis atlantica
Lineage: Eukaryota; Fungi; Ascomycota; Sordariomycetes; Hypocreales; Bionectriaceae
Exons: 1
Coding region: 411-1457 (348 amino acids)
Biological process (GO): proteolysis
Molecular function (GO): zinc ion binding; metallocarboxypeptidase activity
Source: RefSeq, a predicted model, not a curated record
GUUAAGCUAAAAGAUAAGGUUGUGGAGAAAUGACGCCAACCUCCACCGGGUAUAAGUUGGAGAAGUUGCCUCACCGACCGUGGCAUGGACUCUCGUUCUCUCUCUCUCUGAUCUCCCAGCCUGCUGCUCAGUCGACACAAUGGGCAUCAACUUCAUCCUCCUCGCAGGCCUGCUGGCUGUGACCUCUGCCUCCGCUCAGGUCAUCUACGCCGGGAACCAGGCCACUGUCGAGCAAGACUCGCGGGCAAGUCUCGAGGAACUUUGCGCCACUGGACGAGAUUGACAUCCUCUCCCCCUCGUUCAAGAAUGAUGACUCUGUUCCCGAGGGCUGGUCGAACGGCACCAGUGGCCCCACGCCGCAGUUUGUCCUGGAGAACUUCCUCCAGACACUGGCGUCGAGAAACGAGUGGAUGAGCUACCACGUUGCCCACUUCACUUCGGAGGAAGGGCGGUCGUUCCCCUAUGUCUACCUCUCCAACACCGACAGCGGCGACAUUCUCGAGAGCUACGCCAACGGCACGGACGACAAGCUCAAGAUCUACCUUCAAGGUGGCGUCCACGGCAACGAGCCAGCCGGGGACCAGUCUGUCCUCGCAAUCCUCGGCAAGAUGGACGCGAACCAGACCUGGGCGUCCUCGAUCCUCGACAAGGCCGACAUUCUGGUCCUGCCGCGCUAUAACCCGGACGGCGUGUCCUACUUUCAGCGAGAGCUGGCCACCUCGUUCGAUCCGAACCGCGACCACACCAAGAUGGCCCGCCAGCAGACGCGGGACAUCAAGAAGUUUGUCAUGGACUUUGCGCCUCACGUGGCCGUCGAUUUUCACGAGUACACAGCGUCGCGCGCCUACGGUGCAGACGAACAGUGGCUGCCCGCGCAGGACGGCCAGUUCUCCGCCAUGAAGAACCUCAACAUCCACAAGGACAUUCGCGCCCUGUCCGAGGACCUGUUCGCCAACAGCAUCGCCGCCGCCAUGGAGGCCCACGACCUGCGCUGGAGUCCCUACGUGACCGGCACCCUGGAGACGGACGACAUUGUCCUCGACGAGACGACCUCGGACGCCAAGAUGGGCGACACCUCGAUUGCCCUCAGCCAGGCGGUCAUGUUUCUGUACGAGACCCGCGGUAUCAGGCUGGCUGACCAGCACUUUCAGCGCCGCGUGGCGACGGGUGUGGUCAUGCUCGAGGCCCUCCUCCAGACGGCCGCGGACAACGCAGAGGACGUCUACCGCACGAUCGAGUCGGCGAGGGCGGAUUUCAUCGCCAACGAUUACGACAUUAUCAUCACCGACUACCCCGAGGAGACGCAGAUUGACUGGACGUACAUUAACGCGUCCAACGGGAGUCUGGUGGACGUACCCGUCACGUUCCUCAACACGACGCCCCUGCACGCGAACCUGACGCGCCCACGACCCGUGAGCGUGGGCGACGAGUACCCGGUGUACAGGAUCAUGGGGUAAUGAUAGCCCUUAGGGUAGGCAGUUAAAAAGGGGAAGAUGUAAAGUGUCCUAAAAGAGCUAGUCCGCCGGGACCCACCCUGGACAUCUCCGCUCCGUGCCCCGACCGGCCGAAUAGAUCAAAA